AUGCCAAGUGUGCUUCCCGAGUUCUCAGCGGACACCAGCCAUGUUUGGCCGUGGUCACAGAAAGCCUCCACAGGAGCUUCGAACGAUGUUGGCCAGGUCUUCAAUGCUACCUUGGGGUUUGAGAAGGUUCUCGCGCUGGGACUGCCGGAGCGAAGCGACAAACGAGACGCUUUGGUGCUGAUGUCGGAGCUGAGCGGCUUCCACAUUGAGUGGAUUGAUGGCGUGAAACCAGCAGAUCUACCAUCAAAAGCAGUUCCAUACGGUAUCGAUGCCACCAAGGUCGGCGACAACUUCCUGGGGAGUUGGAGAAGUCACAUGAAUGCUAUCCGUUUCGUAGUAGAAGCCGGCGUCGGCUCGGCUUUAAUAAUGGAAGAUGAUGUUGACUGGGAUGUGCACAUCAAAAGCCAGCUUCAGGCCGCUGCACUCGGAGCUCGUCAUGUCCUGGGUCAGAAUCCGACGAGUUCUUCAUCCCCUUAUGGAGACGACUGGGAUCUGCUCUGGCUUGGACACUGCGGCGAACCGUUCCCGGAAAAUCUCGAAGAAAUCAGUGGACUGAAUGAGGAAGCAAAGGCACGGAUCUCCUCAAAGUUCAACAUCGAAAACGACGAUACGGUCCCGCCGUACCAGCACGUGUCGACACUAGUAGACUGGGCAAAGUACCCCCCAGGGACUCGCAUAGUCCAUCGCACAGCCGCACCCAUCUGCUCCUUUGCAUAUGCGGUGUCUCAGAGAGGGGCGCGAAGGCUGCUGCAUGCUUUAAGCAUCGAAGGGUUGAGCAUGGCUUUUGAUAACUCUCUAGCCCAGCUGUGUCGAGACGCCGUGUUCGAUCUUGCCAGAGGACAGGAGCAGCACUAUGUAAUGAAGUGCAUCAGCAUCAACCCGACUACCAUGUUCCAUCACAAGAGCAAAGGAUUGCUGUCCGGCGAUAGCGAUAUUCAAAACCACGGCCAAGGUGGUGAGAUGCGAGAAAAGGGGUUCACAGAGUCGAUCAUGUGGUCAACACGGUUAAACUUGAAAAACCUCCUUACAGGUCAAUCGGUGGAAGCGCAGUUCGUCUAA
This is a messenger RNA of Emericellopsis atlantica, 1059 nucleotides long. RefSeq names its product family 25 glycosyltransferase. The transcript is spliced from 2 exons. Lineage: Eukaryota; Fungi; Ascomycota; Sordariomycetes; Hypocreales; Bionectriaceae. The record is from RefSeq and is a predicted model, not a curated record. The coding region runs from base 1 to 1059 and encodes 352 amino acids.